Messenger RNA from Ogataea philodendri, 1230 nucleotides. RefSeq lists its product as uncharacterized. The transcript is spliced from 4 exons. Lineage: Eukaryota; Fungi; Ascomycota; Pichiomycetes; Pichiales; Pichiaceae. The record is from RefSeq and is a predicted model, not a curated record. The coding region runs from base 1 to 1230 and encodes 409 amino acids.
AUGAUACUAACUCCAAUCAAAACCGUAAUGAUUGCCGCUCCGGCAGAGUCUCCUUUGUCGAGACUCAAUGGCUGGUCCGUCAACGAUGUGGUCUGCGAUCCCGCAGCUCCAUCUCCCGUGGAUGAGCCUCCGUUCGUGGCAGUGUAUGGAGCGGUACGCACAGCCAGACAACAGCAUGCCUGCGUUAUAGGUCCACUGGUAUUUGGUGACGGAGGAGCAAUUGUCGUCGAUGUUGGCACCGUCGUAUGCGAAAUAGUACGAGUUCGACUCGUUCACAAACUUGACUCCAACAAGCCAGUCGUACACUUUCUCGGCCCAGUCGACGUAAGAGUCGUUUCCUGUGAAUCUGGCCAGACGGGCACCGAUAUGGAACAAUCCAGCGUUCGAGACCGAGUUCUUGUAGUCGUAACCCGAGUUCCAAGGGAAAAUCUGCCAUCUAAGGCCUCCGUUACAACUGUCAGUGUCCCAUCUCCAGGCCAUGGUGUUGAAAACGGCUUGUGCCAAAUACAGCCAUUGUGGCUGGUCGUCAGAAGGGUUGGUGAAGUUCCGCUCGGCGGCCUGGAUUGCAGCAAUUCCCCAGAACGCUUGAUCGUCAUUUCCUUCAGUGGUGGAUUGAUUCAAAGGAAUGUAGUCGUCGUUUUCUCCAACUUGGUACAACAGCGCCUGUUUGAUGGUUUCCUCAUAAGUGUUGUUUUCCAGAAAGUACCAGUAAUCGAUCAUGGAGCCCCAGGCUCCUCCAGCCUCCCACCAAUAGUACGGAUUGGUAAACAUGCCAAUCGUUCCGCCCUUCUGAUAUCCCCAGUUGUUGCUCAUGUCCUUGUACUGAGGAGCAUCCGUGUCGGUGGUGAUAUGAGUGGUGGCCUGGUCAGAGCUGGAAACCUGGUUGACCUCAGUAGUGACAGGAUCGCCGGAACCGGAGUCGGGCACACACUCGGAAACGGAGUCGGGCACACACUCGGAAACAGAGUCGGAAACACGCUCAGACUCGUCAACCUGCUCAUCUUGAUCGCUCAAAAGAUUGAUCGUAUCCUCAGAGAACUCGAAAGAGCCGUUCCGGCAACAAUCAAAAUCGAUGCAUUGACAAAAAGUGCAACGGUGACCAGGGAUAUCACCAUCUCAGCAAUGGUGUACGACAUAGUGUCCUUGAUCGCAUUGAUGGAAGGCUUGUAUUUAGACUGUUCGGUCUCGCCGUCAAGAGAUCCGCACAAGAACAACUUGCUCUUCUUCUGA